AAAGAACCUGAUGAAAAGAAAGAGGACAAGAAGAAGGUCGCCGUGCCGGAAUUUGAAGUGACCCCAAAAGUUGAUACUGUGGAAUUGGAAUACGGAAAGAGUGGUGAGCUCAGGGUAAAAUCAUCACAUCCAGCACAGUUCCAGUGGACGAAACAUGGCCAAUCCUUACCCAGCGACUAUUCUAUCAGUGGCGAUAAGACCUCCAGUAUUGUAAAAAUCCCGCUGGCAAAUCAAGAAAGCGCUGGAGAAUAUAUCUGUACGGCCGCUGGUCCUGAAGGGAAGACCGUAACAGCAUGUAUCACGGUUAUAGUUAAAGGGAAACCUAUCGUUGAGCCAGAAACGAGCACAGUGGCCGUCAAAAUUGGCGAAAGCGCUAAACUCUACGCUGGGAUUCAAAGCGCCACGACAGUCAAAUGCGAAUGGAAGAAGGAUGGGAAACCCAUAAAGUUGGAUGUUACACAGGCUCCCUCGCCUAACGCUGACAGCUGA
Molecule: messenger RNA, 489 nt
Organism: Ostertagia ostertagi
Lineage: Eukaryota; Metazoa; Nematoda; Chromadorea; Rhabditida; Trichostrongylidae
Source: the annotation of a GenBank genome assembly